Messenger RNA from Aedes albopictus (Asian tiger mosquito), 3547 nucleotides. RefSeq names its product beta-1,4-glucuronyltransferase 1-like. The transcript is spliced from 5 exons. NCBI's taxonomy places the organism in Eukaryota, Metazoa, Arthropoda, Insecta, Diptera, Culicidae. Bases 2178 to 3518 code for a protein of 446 amino acids. The record is from RefSeq and is a predicted model, not a curated record.
GAGGGGGGAGGGGGUAUCAAAAAUCGCUUUAAAAAGCUACGUCAUUUAUGGACGACCCCUUUAUGGAUUGCUGUAGAAAUUCACAAUAGAACUUAUUUUGUAUUUCUGCUGUGUUUCCUUCAGAAAUAUCUCUUGGAAUUCUAGGAUUCCUCCAGAAAUUCAUCCAAGAAUUCUUUCAGAUAUUCCUCUAGGAAUGUUUCCGCAGUUCUUCCAGAAAUUUCACAGAAGCUACUGGAGGAAUCAAUGAUAGUUGCGACUGACACUUGAUAUUGACUUUUGUUUGCGGCGGCUAUCUCAGUCACGCAGUUUAUAGGACAAAACUAUUUUAAAGGACUCCUAGGAGAAACUUUCGAUUUUCUGGAAUAUCUGUUCCCAGAAUUUUUGAGAAAUUUCUUGAGAAACUUCUGAAGAAAUUAAAAAAAAAACUUCCUGUAGGAAUUUCUGAAAGUAUAUCUGAAUGAAUUCCUGAAGAUGUUCAAAAGAAUAAAUGAUCAGGAAUACAUCCGAUGGAGAUACCUGGAAGAAUUCGUUGGAGUAAUUCUUGAUGAAAUCAUUCAACAAAUUCCAAAAAAAAGGUAAAUCCUUCGCGCGGACAAGAGAUAGCUCCAGGUGCGUACUACCCAUAACGGUACAACUGGGUCCCGGAUAUUCGAAUUUGAUUUGUAUUCUAAAAACUUUUGUUGCAAAAUUUAUUUAUUUUUUUCUAUUCAUCUCGUAUUUGGUCGCGGUUUUUAGUUUCAUCAGAUGAACACUUCAUUUUUAUUACAUUCUCUAGAUUUGAAAAACAAAAAACGGAUAAUUUGUCAAUGUUACUGAUUACAGUACAUUUACUUCAGUAAAAUCCUCUAAAAGCUGAAAUAAUCUUUCUAAUGAUGCUGAACACGUUUCGUUGCUGAUUUUUACCUAACAUGUCUUCUGGCUCAUAUAGCCGCAGCUAUCAAAGCGUGGGUAUUCAGCAUGACUAUGCUGAGAGUGAUGGGUUCGAUUCCCGGUCGAUCCAACGUCUUUUCGAAAGGAAAUUUCCUUGAUUUUAUUGGGCAUAGAAAACUGUGGAAAGUGCUCAUAGAACAUACAAAACUGAGAAGCAGGAUUUGUUGCAGUGGAGAUGUUAUGCCAAGAAAAAGAAUAUAAUCUAGAAAACUUCUCGUUCAUUUUUUUCAACUUUUUAUUUAUACUUGAUUAUACCAUUUUUAUGAAGCUUUAUUUAUCUUCAGCUUGUCAACGUAUUUGCUGACACAUAUUCGUUCUUCAGUCGAAGCCCAUCUCUUAUCAGGUUGAAUUUAUCUCGUUUCCAAUUUUCUCUACCAACGGCCUAGUUCACCCAAACAAAUAAAAAAAAAUCGAUAAAAAGUCACCAAUCGACGCGUAUGCAUUGAUAACACAAAAUAUCAUAUAUCUGUGAGAAAAGUGAGAAAACAUAGGGAAAUAAAACACAAGCGCCCAACUCUUUUUUAGUGAGCGAAUCCGUGUGGAAUAAAUGUAUUGGACAAAAUAAUAACCCAAGCGGGCCUUGCUGAUAGUAGAAGAUAUGAGAAAUCCCAAAAUCUUCGGUUUUGAUUCGCUUCGCGACGCGGUCCGGGUAGGUAUUUUCUAGUUUUUCUUCCCCGCUCAUUACAUCACGCGCGCGCGAUUCGAUAGGUGUGUGAUAACACCUAUCAUCAUUGGCAUUGUCUCCGGUGCCGCGGUGUUCGCACCGCACUUUCAGUAGGUUGUUAUCUCUAUCAGGAAAAAGGGCAGAUGUUUACUAUUGAUGCGGCGGAAGCUUCCUAGCGCGGAAUUGGAAGUAGGCCACAGUGUUGUUGAGGCGUUCGUCACGGGAAGGUGCAACUUCGGAAGCCGGUGCAGCGUUCGUUCCGAUAUUGACUAAUUAUUCGUUGUUGCUGCAAACGCCCAAUCGAGGCAAGUGAAGCGUGACAAACGUCGACGACGACGACGACGUCGGACGGUUUUGAAUUGUUUGUUGAAACAACCAAUUAGAACUCGGACGGUUGGGAGAGUGUUGUCCUUGCUGUUGGUCAGCUACGGUCGGCCCGCGUGCGACGACGUCACGAUACACCACGUGCUGCGAUUGCGAGGGAAUCGCGUCGUUUGCGAACUGCGCGGUCAGCAGUUUUACGCAGGCUCUUCAGAAGCAUAUAACGUGAUCGAUAUGAGAUAACGCAACACGCAUCGAAACAAUGUUCUCCAACAAUAGCAGCAAAGUGGCCUAUAAACGGCUCAACGUCCAACGAGUACCUGACAAAUCCAUCAUUCUGAAACUAGUCAUCCCCAUCGUAGUUUUGUUCUUUGUAAUAUUUUGCAUCAUUGGAUUACUUACUCCACGACCUACCAAUCGAUAUGAUUGGUACGAAGGAAGCACGGAUGUCCAGCCUUUGGUCAAUGACUCCAACACACUGGAGACGUUAAAACAUCUCUUGAACUGCAAAUCCGUAGAUGACCGGCCCCGAAUCGAGACCCGGGGUGAUUUCUAUGUGCUGAAAAAUUUCAUCAAACCCAAGCGACCACCGCCGGAGUGCCACGAAAGCAUCACCUAUACCACCCAUGGGGACUAUCGGUUUCUGGACAAUAUGAUUCCACUGUUGGAGCGAUGGCAGGGACCGCUCAGUUUGGCCGUCUACGCUCCCGGUGAGGAGUUCGGGAUCGCUAUUGAAUCGUUGCGGUAUCUGAUAUACUGUGACCGGCAGUCCUAUCUGAUGGACGAGCACGCAUCGGUGCAUCUGUACUUUGACUUCGAACGAAUGCCUCCCAAGCCGAUCGACUUCUACAAGGACUUGCUCCGAACACCGCUGGACUGUCCCUCUGAAAACGCAUCCACCUAUCUUCCAUCGCUCGAGAACCCCUCCAACCAUACCUACCCAGUGAACGUCGGACGCAACAUUGCUCGAGAUGCCGCGCAAACACAUUUUGUCCUUGCGAGUGACAUCGAACUCUACCCCAACCCGGGAUUCAUCGAAAUGUUCCUGAAAAUGAUAGCCCAACCAGUCUAUCGGUACACCCUAAACACGCCCAGUGUCUAUGUCCUGCCUGUCUUCGAGGUUGCCGACUCAUCGCCCGUACCAGAAGACAAAAUUGAGCUCCUACGUAUGCUUAAAACCGGCGACGCCAUCAUGUUCCACGAGAAGAUUUGCGCCCUGUGCCACACGGUGCCAAACUACGACGAGUGGCUGGCGAUCGUCAAGGCCGAUAAAACGAUGGACAUUCUGGUGACGGCCAAACGGGAGGGCCGGUUCGACCUGUGGGAACCCAUUUACGUGGGAACCAAGCGGGAGCCGCAGUACCAGGAACGGCUGAACUGGGAGGGAAAAUUCGACAAAAUGACACAGGGUUACAUCAUGUGCGUACUCGGCUACAAUUUCCACGUUCUGGACAAUGGAUUCCUGGUGCACAAGCCCGGUUUCAAGAAUGUAACGGAAGCAGCUCGCCCGGACCAGGAGAAAGUGCAGCGAAAGUUCGUGGAGGAGGUGAUUUUCGAAGAACUGAAGGUUUUGUACGGUAAGAACAAACAUUGCCGUCUGUGAAGUGAAAUAAAACUCAAGUCUUACAAUUA